AUGUCACGGAUAUCAAGUAAAACCAUCUUCCUCGGAAUCGUAGGAUUGGCCAGCUUCGCGUAUGCCAAGUCAGGUUGGGGGGAAGCUUGUUCACAAGCAAAUUCUCAUCUUGACUCUGAUACCUGGGCGUUGGACUCUGAUUGCGAUGCGACAACUUACUGCGCGGACAAUUCUACCUGCGCGUAUCGUGGAUGUCGCAAGGACAUAUAUCCAUUCGGAUACAAUGGUGUAGCUUUUGAUCAACUCCCAGCCCUAUGUCCAUUAGGACAAUUUUGUCCGGACGAAGGGGAUCGCUGUUUGGAUCAAGUUCCCGUUGGGGGUAGUUGUCAAAAAGAUCGGGAUGAUGAAUGUGCACCUUCUCCUGACUGGAACGAUCUCAAUGGAUAUCUCAACGUGAAUGGUACUGUUUGUCUCAACUUUGUUUGCCAAUAUGCCAAUGUCACACUUGGCUUGCAAUGCAUAUUGGAAAACACCCCUUACACCGGGUAUUUAGAUUCAGGUGCUCAAUACGCUUUUGUCAUUUCGAGAGAUAAUUGUGCGAAUGGACUGUAUUGCGACGGCACAGCUAUGCAGUGUAUGAAAGAUAAAGCUUUCGGUGCGGCAUGUACGGGUAACAAAGAAUGUCUAUCAUACAAUUGUGGCUCUGAUCACAAAUGUGGUCGAGCAGCGGAUGAACCUAUCCAUCCUGGUACAUACGCCUACGUCCUAGUUGGUCUAGGUAUAACCAUUCUAAUUCUGAGCGUCAUGAUUUCACUCUGGUUCGUCCAUAGAAGAUCAAGGAAAGAAAAUCAAAUCAAGCUUGAACAAUAUUACAACGAACAAAUCGCUUAUAGACAAUCAAUCAUGUCAAUGUCACAUGCCAAGAACUCUUUAUUAUCAUUACCACCCAACACUGUAAGUCUUUCUACUGAUUGA
Tremella mesenterica DSM 1558 is the source of this 915-nucleotide messenger RNA. RefSeq lists its product as uncharacterized. NCBI's taxonomy places the organism in Eukaryota, Fungi, Basidiomycota, Tremellomycetes, Tremellales, Tremellaceae. The record is from RefSeq and is a predicted model, not a curated record. The transcript has 10 exons. The coding region runs from base 1 to 915 and encodes 304 amino acids.